Molecule: messenger RNA, 8418 nt
Organism: Leucoraja erinaceus (little skate)
Lineage: Eukaryota; Metazoa; Chordata; Chondrichthyes; Rajiformes; Rajidae
Gene: stk3
Product: serine/threonine kinase 3 (STE20 homolog, yeast)
Biological process (GO): intracellular signal transduction; protein tetramerization; regulation of MAPK cascade
Cellular component (GO): cytoplasm
Molecular function (GO): protein serine/threonine kinase activity; ATP binding
Source: RefSeq, a predicted model, not a curated record
AUGAAUGUGAAAGUAUAUGAGAGCACAUUUCGAAGCAAGUUGAAAAAACUGAGUGAAGAUAGCCUCACAAAGCAGCCUGAAGAAGUUUUUGAUGUAUUGGAAAAGCUCGGUGAAGGAUCCUAUGGUAGUGUUUUUAAAGCCAUCCAUAAAGAAUCUGGACAGGUUGUUGCCAUAAAGCAAGUGCCAGUGGAGUCUGACCUACAGGAAAUUAUUAAGGAAAUUUCAAUAAUGCAACAAUGUGAUAGUGCUUAUGUCGUGAAUUACUAUGGCAGCUAUUUUAAAAAUACGGAUCUCUGGAUAGUUAUGGAAUAUUGUGGGGCUGGUUCUGUGUCCGAUAUUAUCCGACUACGAAACAAAACAUUAAUAGAAGAUGAAAUAGCAACAAUCCUUAAAUCGACCUUGAAAGGGCUGGAAUAUCUGCACUUCAUGAGAAAAAUCCAUCGAGAUAUCAAAGCUGGAAAUAUCCUACUGACUACGGAAGGCCAUGCAAAGCUUGCGGAUUUUGGUGUUGCAGGUCAGCUGACAGAUACAAUGGCAAAACGCAACACAGUGAUAGGAACACCAUUUUGGAUGGCCCCAGAAGUGAUCCAAGAAAUAGGCUACAAUUGUGUUGCAGAUAUCUGGUCUUUAGGAAUCACUGCAAUUGAAAUGGCAGAAGGCAAACCACCCUAUGCAGACAUCCAUCCAAUGAGGGCUAUUUUUAUGAUUCCCACCAACCCACCGCCAACAUUCCGGAAGCCAGAGCUUUGGUCAGAUGAGUUCACGGAUUUUGUAAAGAAGUGCCUGGUGAAGAAUCCAGAGCAAAGAACAACUGCCACACAACUGUUACAGCACCCUUUCAUUAAAGAUGCCAAAUCUGUAUCAAUUCUAAGAGAUUUAAUAAUUGAAGCAAUGGAAAUCAAAGCAAAAAGACAUCAGGAGCAACAAAGAGAACUUGAAGAUGAUGAUGACAACUCAGAUGAAGAUGAGGUGGAUUCCUACACCAUGGUGAAGACUAGUCAUGCAAGCACAAGCACCAUGAGGGCAACCAGUACAAUGAGUGAAGGUGCCCAAACCAUGAUUGAGCACAACAGUACUAUGUUGGAAUCAGACUUGGGAACCAUGGUAAUUAACAGUGACGAAGAGGACGGAACCAUGAAAAGGAAUGAUGCUACAGAAGAGUUACAAAGGCCAGCCUUUAUGGAUUACUUUGACAAACAGGAGAAGAAUAUUCAACCUCUUGGAAAUUGUAACCAGAAUCUGCAGGAGCCUUUCCAUAAAUCAAGAAAUAUUUUCCCUGAUAAUUGGAAGGUACCACAAGAUGGGGAUUUUGAUUUUCUGAAAAACCUGAGCUUUGAAGAACUACAGAUGAGGUUGAGUGCUCUGGAUCCAAUGAUGGAGCGAGAAAUUGAGGAUCUGCGCCAAAGAUAUCAGGCUAAGCGACAGCCUAUUCUAGAUGCCAUGGAUGCAAAGAAACGAAGACAGCAGAACUUCUAGUUGAACGUACUAUCCAGGGUAGUAUAUCAUCAUCUCUAAGAUGUAGUGCCAGAACAUUUAAAGCAAAAGUAAUAAAACACUGUAGAACAAUGUUAAUUAUAACCUGCAAUCUUUCCUGCAGUCAAUGAAGCAAUCAGUUUUAACAGGAAAUGUAUGGUUUAUUUCCUGGCUACCUUUGUUUUGCCACAGCUUCAAUCCAUGCAAGGAAACCAUAAUUAGGUUUGAAACAUGCUGUGUGGGGUCAGGCAACACCGACAUUCUGAAAUGCCAUUAAUGUAGCGAAACAUCACAAGAUGCUUCGUGGAAAUGUUUUCCCCCCCCCACAAUUUGUUUUUGAGUACAAAAGGAAAUAUUGGGACAGAGGCCCAAAACCUUGAGGAAUAGGUAGGUUCUGAAGGAUGUCUUAAGGGCAGUCAGUGAAGGAGGCAGGUUGAACGCAGGAAUUCCAGAGCCAGGGGGCUUUAGCAACAAACGACAAAGCUGCCUAUGGUGGUGUGAUUAAACAUUGCAGUAUUCAUGAGCCUAGAAUUGGUGCAGCACAUAUCAAACUGACUUAAAAAUGUAUUGCCACUCCUUCAUUGUAAUGAGGCUUAAAUUCUCACACUCUUUAGCCAAUAACACAAGUAAGAGUGCCUUCCACCUAAGCGAUUCCAACAUUUUAAAUAGGCACCUCACCCCAUCCAUCACCAGCUUCAAGGUAAUUGGGGAUGGGCAAUAAAUGCUCUUCUUGCUAGUGAUGUCCACAUGCUUUAACUUAAUUUAAACCAUUGCUUUAGUUUUUCAUCAGAUGUCUGUCAGGUUUCAGAAUACUACCAUCCUUGGCAUGUAAAAACCAGCCAAUAGGCAUUCCUGUGGCAGGGCACCUAGAACUGUACACAGCCCUCAAAAUGUGGCCAUACCGAUAUCUUGUACCGCUGUACAUAUAAUAUCUUGCGAGCCACCUCAGCAAAGGCAGACAUCAAUGAUUACAUUUGCUGCUGCCCUCAUCCUUUCAGUGCCCAAGGGAAAGGAUGUUGAAAGCUCAGGAUCUCAAACCUACCACAAAAUGCAUAGUCCCUUGAGCAGCAUUAUUCAAAAAAAAGAGCCACACAGUAUAUGAGUCUGAUUCCUGGCCCAUCCAGGUAAAGAUUGCCUGUGCGAUGAUAAUGUGUUGCCAUGGACCAUCCCGUGUCACUGCAUGCUUAAGGAGUGGCCCAGAGACACAUUGUCCUUUGCAACUGGCCCUUAAAAUGACACACCAAUUUGUUUAUAUAAGCACAUUGAAUCAGGGGCUGCUGCUCACAAUAGUAGGGUGUUAAUCACAACACGUUGUUGCUACUAUAGCCAGGCAAUGUUGCUAUCUGUUCAAAUAUUAUGGUGUGCACAGCUGAUGCAUUGGCAAACCCACUGAUUGGAGUCGGUUUUGGCUUCAAAUUUUCAACACUAACUAAUCAACAGAAAUUGAUAUCUAAUUGAGGAUUACCACUGAUUUAUGCAAGAUUAAACUGAAUGCUUCAUUGUCUAUGAAGAUGUUCAGCAAAUUCCAAGAAUGGACAUAACUAUUGUAAAAGAUUGUGUAGUUAAUUUAUUUUAAUGUGAAUACUGAUUUUAUUGUGCAUACGAGGAUUUAAUGGUAUCAGCAAGCGCCAGUUCUAUUUUUGCUUCUAUUCUAUCAUGCUGUCAACACUAAGUGUCUUGUAUCUUAACUUAUUGUUCUCAUGUUCAACUAUGUGAGCCUUGUUACAACAGCCGCAAGCUGUAUGUAAGUUCACAAAAGAAACAUCAAGUGAUGUAAAUGCCUUGAACAAACCCAGUGUUUAACCUGUUUCAGCAAAACUGCCAAUUUUUCUUGCUGAGUAUUUUCAUACAUUUCGAUGCGCUAGUGAUUAGUGGUAACAUUUGUAAAUGCAAUCCCACAAGGCCUUUAUAAACCCAAAUUACCCCCCCCCCCCUAAAAUUCUAAGUCGCACCCAUGUACCACCUGAGAGAUGGGCCUUGUUUACAUAAACUCAAAUAGAACUACUGCAGAUAUAAAAAUAAAGUACAGCUUAUUGUGCGUCUAUAUUUUAUUUUUUUCACUGUAUUCAUGUAGGCCAUUUGCCAUCCCCAGUGCAAUGCCCCUACCACAGAUAGACACUAAAAGCUGGAGUAACUCAGUGGGUCAGGCAGCAUCUCUGGAGAAAAGGAAUAGGUGACCUUUCGGAUUGAGACCCUUCUUCAGAUUGAGAGUCAGGGGAAAGGGAAACGAGAGAUAUAGAAGAUAAAUAGCCUCACAAGUUGAAGGCAUGGGUGGAUAAGAACAUAGAACAGGACAGGAACAGGCUCUUUGGCCCACAAUGUCCGUGCAGGACAUAAAAUCAUGUAAUACCUUAACUUGAAUGUGCUAGUUGAAUCCAGCAUAACUUGAUGGAUUUUUUAUAAUAUUGGAAAUGAAACAUUAUGCAUGCAUAUGCUAUGCAUAUGCCUCAGCUACUGUUUAGUCUUGUAAUGUUGUGCUGUGUACAAACCUAAACCAUAACCUUGCUAAAUUAGAAAUAUAAAUGACACUGGUUGCGAACUAGCUAGAAUUAGCUAAUUCAUCCUUUAUAUUGCAGGUUUUAAAUGGUUUGCCGUUACAAAUGAACUUUUAUGCAUUAGCUUAUUCAAAAGACAGAUGAUGAGCAAUUAGAAGGCUUUGUGCAAAAGCAAGAUUUUUAAACUGACCCAAUUAUUCCAAACUCUGUCCUUUUUAAAAUAAGGAUAAACCAUUCAGCCCAUCAUGUUCAUCCACGGUGCAGUCCCAUCAGCAAUUUUCCCCCCUCCAUAUUUUCCUGGAGCCCUGGAAUUUUCCCUCACAUGCCCAAGAACUCCACUGAUUCUAUUGCCACUUACCUCCACUAAGGAAUAGUUUACACCAGCCAGUUAACUUACCAGCAUACCUUUGGGAUAUGGGAGGAAAUCAGAUGCCCUACAUAGGCAAACCCACUCGGUCAGGGGGGGACCUCGCAAACUCCACACAGACAGCAUUCAAGGACAGGAAUGAAACCAAAUCUCUGGAGCUAUGAGGCAGCAGCACUACACUAUAUCAUCAUGCACUGUGAAGUGGUAACACCAGCAAGGUGCUGUGCAUACCAUGGUGAUGUUUCUUAGUUAUGUUUUUGCUUUGAUCAUUUUAUAACAUAUUAACACUAUUAAUUCUUCACCCGCUACAUUUGGCAGCUGACUAUAUAGUCAGUGCGCUUUCAACUCAAACUGGAGUUAAGAAUGCUCAUAGAAAAAGGGUGUGUCGAGAGAGAAAAGGAUUACAUACGUUUCUUGGUGUGGACAAUACUGAAUUAACUACCAAAAAUUGAUUAUUCUAUGUGUGUUUAAGGAAAAGUGGAAUGUAUAUACUGUCGUGUGUGUAAUUUAUUAUACAAGUAAUUAAAAGUAGAUUAUGGUUUAAACUUUAAAAAUCUCUAGAAACUUAAAUCCAUCUAGAAACUUAAAUGAUAACUGGAUUCCAAGAAUCACAGCAAGUUGCCAAAUUGGAAUAGUUUCAGUGCCUUUUUAAAAACAAAAAUCACUUGAUUAAUGUGAACAUUUCAAGUCAGUACGAGUUGAUAAAGUGUGAUGCUGCUCGAAAUUCUUUCUCUUGCAAUAGGGCAAGGUCGGAACAAUUAUGAAUUCAUCUUGAGAACAGAACUAUUUCCUUCAGUGGAUCCAUAGUGCAUGCUCAGCAGGAAAAGCCACUCGGGAAGAAGUAAUCAUUCACUGUGAUUAACCCAAGGUGGGUUACAAGCGAGUUAAGGUUUAGCUCACAUAAAGUCCUGGAUGUUUUCGCAUUUAUAUGGCUCUGUGUUUCAUAAGACUGUUAGUUUAGUUUAAAAUAGACCCAAAAUGCUGGAGUAAUUCAAUGUAAUCCAGGAAGAGGUCCGAGCAGGUGUGGAGGAAGAGCGUGUGAGCAGGACGGUGGGGCUCGGGCAGCAGGGAACGUGGACAAAGUGGGAGAGCAUACCGCAGCGCAGGAUUACCUGGUCAAACAUCAUGCAGGCAGACCUCCAGCACGUCCGGUUCCUUGUCCAAACUGUCUACGAUGCCCUACCAAGCCCAGCAAACCUCCACGUCUGUGGCAAUAGCGAGACACCUUCCUGCCCAAUUUGCUCUGGAAGAGGAUCAUUAGAACAUCUCCUCAGCAGCUGCCGAAAGUCCCUUGGGGAAGGUCGCUAUCUGUGGCGCCAUGACCAGGUGCUCAAGGUGGUUGCUGAGAGCAAAGCCACUGCCAUCGGUAACGGCAAACACCACCACGCCCCAGAGAAAUCAAUCACUUUUGUCAAAGCUGGAUAGAAGUCUCGACCUCAACCAAAAACAAGGACGGGCCUCCUCCACACAGCCACUGACUGGCAGCUGCAUGUCGAUCUGGGCAAACAGCUGAAAUUUCCACAGCACAUCAUAGCAACAUCACUCCAGCUAGACAUGAUCAGUGCCCUGGGAAUAAUGUAUUGAAGAGGCUAACGAGAGGAAACGUGCAAAGUACCAGGAACUGGUGGAGAUGUGCCAGGCCAGUGGCUGGAAGACAUACUAUGAGCCCAUAGAGGUGGGCUGUAGAGGCUUUGCAGGACGCUCACUCUGCAAAGUCCUCAAGCAGUUGGGCAGUACGGGGCUGGCAAAGAAGAGGGCCAUUCAAACCGCAAGCGAAGCCGCAGAGAAAGCCACUAGGUGGGUUUGGAUUAAGAUGGCUGAUCCGUGGGCGGUUGCUGCUGGGACGCAAGUCAGGGCCUGAUCAACCCCGGCUGGGUCGCCUGGGCGAGGGUGUCUGAUGUUGUGAGACCCGAAACACCCGAUGACCCCAGGUCACAUCACUGAGGAUGUGUCCCAGCGCAUCUAGGAGAUGUAUCUUUCACACAUAAGACUGUUAGUUUAGUUUAAAAUAGACCCAAAAUGCUGGAGUAACUCAACGGGUCAGGCAGCAUCUUUGGAGAAAAAAAGGAUAGGCGCCAUUUUGGCUUGCGACCCCAGACCCAGUCUGUGUAUGAAGAUGGGUCACGACCCCAGACCCAGUCUGUGUAUGAAGAAGGGUAGCGACCCGCAAAUGUCACCUAUCGUUUUCUCCAAAGAUGCUGCCUAACCCGCUGAGUUACUCCAGCACUUUGUGUCUACUUGUGGUAUAAAUCAUCAUCUGUAGUUCUUUGUUACUACUUAGUUUAGUUUAGAGAUACAGCAUUCAAAAUAGGUCCUUUGGCACUCCGAGUCCACGCCAAACAGCGAUCACCCAUUCUAUGUUCCAUGUUAUUCCACUUUCUCAUCCACUCCCUACACAUUAGAGUAAAUUUACAGAGACCAAUUAACCUACAAACCUGUUCGGAUUUAGGAUGUGGAGGAAACCCAUGCAGUCACACGGAGAACGUGCAAAGUCCACACAGAUAGCACACGUAUCUCUGGCGCUCUGAGGCGGCAGGUCUACUAACGAAAUACUGGGAAUAAUAGAUGUCAGUCAUUUUAGUGUUCCAGUACAACGGGGGCCACACCAUGUGGCGAUUUGAAAGCUGUUGCUCCAGAUCAACUCGUGAAGACCAUUACCAAUCGCUAUUUGCAUCAAAAAUAUGUGCAAUGUUUUCUAUUUUAUUCAAAACUGUAUUUAAAUAGGGCUAUGGAGACCCAGAACACCACUGAAUCUUGAACAAAAGUGCUAGAGGAACUGAAUGGGCAGGCAGUAUUUGUGGAGGGAACGCACAGAUGAUGUUCUGGGUCAGGACUCUCCUUCGGUCUGAAGAAGGGUCCUGACCCGAAAUGUCGACUGUCCAUUCCCUCCAUUGAUGCUGCCUGACCCACUGAGUUCCUCCAGCUAUUUGUGUUUAGUGCUCUGCCCAUCUGAUUGGGCUGCAGUGGUGGGUGUUGAUUUAGAUAUUUUUUAAGAGUAUACUUUUAAAUAAAAUGUUUCGCAAAUAUUCUGCUUUUCUUAAAAUAAUAACACCAAUAAUAAUGACCCCAUGGAUUUGUGAGGCUUUUAAAUAUAAGCAUUACCAUGGCAGGACCAUUAGAGUUAGGGAGGCAGCAUUCAUGAACAAUUGAGUGAUUACCAUUGCGUAUUGCAGUGUUUAAUAAUUUGGCAUCAUCAGAGAUUCUUUGUUUUAAAGUAAAGCUGAUGUGGCAAAAAAACAUGGUAGGACAUGCUAUUGAAGUAAGGUGCUAAGGGGUUGCAUAGAAUGUAACUACCGUUUCGGCUGAUGGACAUUUUUGUGCCCUACAUUCCAUCUAAUUAUUUUAUCCUUUAGAAAACUGAGAAGUGUUAAAGUUGUCAGUUAUACAUUGAAGACUAGUCUAAAAUACCCUGAUUUCAAUAAAUGCUUGGCUAAACAUUGCACUUUUAUUAAGCAGAACGCCCAGCUUGUUUAAGGCAGCUUUGUAAAAACUUCCCAAAGGAGCUUUGUAGGAGCUUAACCAAACAGGAGUUGUGCUGGCAGCAGCAUCACUCCUGUCCACAUGCAUACCUUCUCAACGUUAACGUUAUCUGCUCUGAUUUCAUCAGACUUAAAACAGCUGGUAGUCCAAACCAUAAUGGAAGGUAACGCAUUCCAAAUACACAGAUCUGACAGCACCUCCAAUGAAUGCAGGCAUUUAGAGGUCCACAAGGGGAAAAUGUUGCCGGUCCCAACAUCUGCCGAUUUAGAGUUAAUUUCUCCCAGUGAUGGCGUGUUUCUGGGAUACAAUUCAGAAUUUUAUAACUGAACUUGCUAUUAACAAAUUAUGGCCCAUUGUCACCACUUUUCAGCAACUCCUACUGACUUGAAUUGGUAAGUGUAUUUAUCAAUGAUGCUGUCAAUCUCUCUUUGACUUUGUGUUGGAUUAUUUAAAAUAUUCAUCUUUGGGUAUAGCUGGUUGAUGCCAACAAGAAUAUCUAUGUAUUUUAAAUUUCAUAUGUUCAUUUUCUUAACAUGGAACACUAACUUAUUUUAUGAUGUGCCUUCUGCUAUAUCCCACAAUAAAGAAAGUCAAUAGCUGAGG